Messenger RNA from Toxorhynchites rutilus septentrionalis, 381 nucleotides. RefSeq names its product gustatory and pheromone receptor 39a (gene Gr39a). Gene Ontology annotation, cellular component: dendrite; neuronal cell body; membrane. Gene Ontology annotation, biological process: sensory perception of taste. The transcript has 3 exons. NCBI's taxonomy places the organism in Eukaryota, Metazoa, Arthropoda, Insecta, Diptera, Culicidae. The record is from RefSeq and is a predicted model, not a curated record. Bases 1 to 381 code for a protein of 126 amino acids.
AUGGACGGGGAGGAUCCUCUGAAGUUGAUUUUGGUGUUAAGCAACUCACUCGCCCUGACAUCGGUUACAUUCGACAAAAACUUGAAACGCUACCGAGCCGUUCGGCAUAAGGCAAACGAGACGGCGCUCUGUACGAGACAUUUUGAUGACUACUCGAUGCAGAAUAAGAAAGUGGCGAAACAAAUAAAUAAAUUCUUAUUGAAGAAUUUGCACCAAAAGAAGAAAUUUUCCGCAUACGGAUUCUUUGACAUCGACAACAGCGUUAUUUAUACGGUAUUCAGCUCGAUCAUCACCUAUCUUGUGAUACUGAUACAGUUCAAACAGCUCGAGAACGAUUUGACCCACAGUGACAGGAACGGUACGAGUACGGGCAGCGUUUAA